Messenger RNA from Pseudomyrmex gracilis, 3128 nucleotides. RefSeq names its product integrator complex subunit 4 (gene IntS4). Gene Ontology annotation, cellular component: integrator complex. The coding region runs from base 43 to 2784 and encodes 913 amino acids. Gene Ontology annotation, biological process: snRNA processing. The record is from RefSeq and is a predicted model, not a curated record. Lineage: Eukaryota; Metazoa; Arthropoda; Insecta; Hymenoptera; Formicidae. The transcript has 7 exons.
AUAGCUAUUUUAUCAAAUAUUAAUAAUAAGUGUUUUUUUUAAAUGGCGGCUUUAAUAAAGAAACGAGUACUAGCUGAAUUUACUCAAAGCCAGGUUAUCAAUGAACAACCGGCCAAACGACUAAAGACUCUCAGGUUACUGUCAACUGGUGUAAAAAGCGAAAGCAGUUCGGCAUUAGUUUACGUAGAAUGCCUUGAGAAAUGUAAGAGUGGAAAUGAUGCAUUACAGCUGCUUGUACGUAUCUCAGAUGCUAUAGCAUGCAUAACACCAGAAGACGUUCCUAUAGCCGUAAAGAAGCUAGCAGAAAGAUUUUCUGUAGAAACUGAAGCCGCAGUUAGAACAAAAAUUUUUUGGGUGUUUGCUGAGUUGGGAGAAGUUACCCCUGACACAGCAGAAAAAGCAAACAUUGUAAAUGAAACAGCUGAACUCUUGAAAAAUGAAGAAUCACAUAGAGUAAAGAGUCAGGGAUUGGCAACACUAUUAAAGUUAGGAGAAUAUCAAAGGACACUGGUAUUGAAAAUUGCCCAAGAACAUCUGCCUGAUACAUGGCAUGGUGUUCAAACACGGUGUCUUUCCAUCAUUGGGCGUUAUCUAACAACAAAUGUUGCUGACAAUAUCUUGACAUUAAUCAGCAAUUAUGCUCGCUCUCAAGAUCCGAGAGUACGUGCUCAAGCUUUUGAAACUAUGGCGGAAUUGCACUCUCACAGAGGUUGCAGACUCCCUGCAAGUUUUUUCAAAGAAGCUUGUGCAGCUCUACGUGAUGAUUAUGAGAUUGUACGGCGAGCUGUUCUCAAACUUAUUUGGCUCUUGGGUAGAGAGUAUCCAGAAAAUAUCGUUGUUGGAUCUGACGGAGAAGAUAUACGUAUGGUAGAUUGUGCUUUUUCACAAAUUUGCAGUCUGAUGGGUGAUUUAUCGCCUCGUGUGAGAGCCUCAGCAAUGUCCCUUUUAGGAACAAUGAAGAGUGUAUCACAUCGUUACAUCGAACAAGCAUUGGAUAAGAAACAAAAAGUAGUUGAGGCGGAUAGGCCUGAAGUUGAGGAACGAAGCGGUUCUUGCGGAGCAUUUAUUCACGGUUUAGAAGAUGAAUUUUUAGAGGUGAGAACAGCAGCAGUUGAAGCACUUUGCACACUCUCGUUAGAACAGCCGAGUAUAGCUAGAAUUUCGUUAGAUUUCAUGGUGGACAUGUUCAACGAUGAGAUUCAGGACGUUAGAUUAAGAGCUAUCGAAUCUUUAAGGACAAUGUCGGCAAGCGUGACUCUCCGAGAGGAUCAGUUAGAAACAAUCUUGGGCGCGUUAGAGGAUUUUUCAGGAGAAGUGAGAGAAGGAUUGCAUGCUAUGUUGGCUGCUAGUCAUCUUGCCACUACGAAUUGUCUUUACAUGUGUGUUAACCGCUUGUUGGAUAAUUUGUCUCGUUAUCCUCAAGAUAAGGAGAGCAUCAGGAGCUGUUUAGCGGCAUUAGGCGCAUCUCAUCCGUAUUUAACGUUGCCUUUAGUGCCGGAACUUCUUGGCCGACAUCCUUUCUUCGACACACCCGAGCCGGAUGUAGACGAGCCGUCUUACGCAAGCGUCCUUGUUUUGAUAUUCAACGCCGCGUUACACUGUCCAAGUAUGCACGCUCUUUUCACGGAACACGCUUCCAAGCACUAUCAUUAUCUGCGUGAUACCAUGCCACAACUGGUUCCGCGAUUGCGGCCAACACUCAGCAGUUUGAGCACUAAAAUAGAAGAUGUGGACAAUGAAGAGGCCAGAAAUCAACGUGGUCGAGAGUUCUUGGAAAAGAUGGUGGCCGGUAUCGAAAACACCAGACCAGGAAGCAGAGUUCACACGCAGCUCUUAGAAGCCGCUGCCACUGAUCUCGAUCGCUUGGCUGAGAUGGAUCAUCAUAUGGAGGGUGCAGUGCGUUUUACCGCUCUGUAUAUUCGAUGCCUAUUGUUGUUGAAGUCCGUUCUCAAAGAAUUUUCCAUACUGUCGACAACGUCAGUCUCGGUCAGUCCGAUACCGACUACCAGCAACAAUGUCUCCGUUCUUCUUCAACAUGCGCAAAAGUUGCAACGUUUAUUCAGCGGAUUAGGCGACAACGAAAUUACACUCGCUAACGAUAUGUGGCUGAAAGCGCUGGCCAUAGAAUUGGUCAGAGUAACAAAGAGCGCUACCGGCAGCGCAUUACCAUUGGCUCGUCACUUUUUAUCGGAAGCCGAUGCUUUGCCCGAGGACACGUCGAGAUUGCCACCGUUUUCAAGAGCCCUUGUUCUACAAAUACCGAGCCUGGCGGACAUAAAACCAGGUUCCUUGACGCGGCUUUUGAUACCAUUGCUCUUGACGCCGAUCGCGCAAGGAGAAGAACGAUUGCCAAGACCGUCGGUGACAACGCGUUUCUGUCGAGCACAUAUUGAAGAACCAAGAGGUGAUGCCGACGCCGCGCUGAAAUUCACGGGUGGCCUCUUGCUUGGAAUUCCCUUGAAUGCCAAAAUAUUAAAUCUACGCGAUCCCGCGACUCUGCGAAUAAAACUGAGACAUCCGGAUCAACAAGUGCAAUUACUUUUGCCGCGACAGUCGGACUUGCGCUUACAACAUCCGAACAGUCAGGAUUAUCGGCUGAGGACGACGGUUCUUCUCUCACAUCAAGUAUGGAUGGAGCCUUGUAACGUAGAGAUUUCCUUAGCACUGCUAGUGCCUUCGUCCUCGAUUUGCAUACACUCACCUUUGGACGAUCCUUGCGUGAUUGAUCUGUGUAAACCUACCAAGGUAUCAAUUGCGCCAAAAGCCAUUAAAAGAGGCAUAUAAAUUUAUAUCGUCGACUACCGGGAUACCGCGUUCUUCGUAAACGUCAUUUAUUUUCUUAACCGGUAAGCGAAUUUGUUUAUUUUCUAGAAACUGUCUGCGUUUUAACUGGCAGUAAGUAAACAAAUCCAACUUGAUCGGUUAAAAAACAGUCGACAAGUAUAAAACAUAUCCGAAUAAACUGCAAAUAAAUCUUGCUUCUACAGUUGGAAUAAAUCUUGCGUCUACUUAUAUUUUAUUAUCAUUUAUUUUUUUUUAUAUUAUUUGAGUGAAGUUAUACGUAUACAUGAUUUGAGAAAUUAAAAUGUUUUGUAAAUGAUUCAGCAAUAAAAUGAAUUAUAUAAUUA